CAAACCAAACGUUUGGCUGCCAGCUGCCAUCGUCCUGCUGGCUUGCUCCCUGUUUGUCAUUAUCAGCCUUUUCAAAAGCCACAGACAAGCUUAAACGUGCAAGGAAAAGCAUGGAGCUUGAAGGAAUCUCACAAACACACUGUUCUCAGUGCCCAGCGCCUUCUGCAAAGGUCAGGAGAAAUGUGGAGGUGAGACUCGUGGAGUCCAGGAACAAUAAGAUUGAGCCGGCAGCGUCCGGGCCUGAAGUGUUCCUGCAGCUUUCUUCCUACGCGUGCAAGGACUGUGGACUCUGCAUGGCUCGAGACUGUCAAGAUGAGGGUGAACGCGAGGACGGCGGCGAUCAAUGCCCCUGUGCGGUCGACGUAAGAGGGGAGGACAAGCAGCACGCAAGAGACAAAGCGGCGACUGCUGCCGCGCAGACGCCGAAAACAAAGCCCAAGGCCAGGGCGCAGGUGACGCGCGGGCAGCGGAGUGAUGGCGACGAGGAGGACUCUCUCAGGGACCAAUGCCCUGUGUCGUUAAUACGAGUGACCGGGAGCGUAAGCUGGGCCGACGCCGACCCCAGAGGGAGCGCGUCUCGUCAGGCUACAGCCUCUGACGGAGCCAGUCUGGAUCCCUCAGACCUUUGCAAGCAGCUGCACGAAAUGAAACUACAGACUGAGAGGGAGAGAAGGAAAAACACCAGGGAUGUGCAUCAGCCCUGCAUCCGGGGGCUGCCGGGAAGCAGAGCCCCAGACUGUCCCCUGAGCGGGGCGAGGAGGACCAGGUGCCUCCACACAGCAGGGAUUUUACCACAAGAGCAGAUCCGAGUUAAAGGCUUCAGCGGGACCCCCUUCCGCCUCCCGUAAAGCGAGGAACACGACACCCUGAAACAGGGACCCAGUCUGUUAAAUGGCCCUGAAUCCAUCCUAUUAUUACUGUAGUAAUGUCGGUUCUGUGCAUUUAUUCAGUAAUAAAUACAAGGUAUUUCAGCGGCGUAUUGCACAAGAAGGCAAAUAGAAAUAAAAGUCAUAAAAAAGUUAGAGCUCUAG
Messenger RNA from Fundulus heteroclitus (mummichog), 1031 nucleotides. RefSeq lists its product as uncharacterized. The record is from RefSeq and is a predicted model, not a curated record. Bases 111 to 848 code for a protein of 245 amino acids. The transcript is spliced from 10 exons. NCBI's taxonomy places the organism in Eukaryota, Metazoa, Chordata, Actinopteri, Cyprinodontiformes, Fundulidae.